AUGAGGUGCGGGACCCUCGGGAAAACGGAGUGGCGGAAGUUUGACGACCUGCUGAAGCCCAUGAUCAAACGGACGCUAUACCUGCCACAACCUGCAACCACACUGUACCUCUACGGGUCAAGAAAAGGCGGAGGUUGCGGAAUCCCCAUCGCGGCAGAAAUGAGCGACCUCUGCCGCGUGGACAACGCGUUCAAGUUAUUAACAUCCAGGGACCCGGAAGUCGCCAGGCUUGCAAUAACCGAGCUACAGCACACAGUCAGCAAGCGACUCCGAAGGGAUGUCAACACGGAAGACAUCGAGGCCUUCCUCAACUGCAACACGGAAGGGGACUUCCGGGGCGCGUCAAACCCUCUCAGAAGCACCUGGACUGAGGCACGCAAAGCUUCCGGACGCCUCAACAUCACCUGGGAGCUCAGCAACGACGCAGGACCAGCCAUCACCCGUGCGGGAUCAACAAUCACCCACAACGCACGCACGAAGCUGAUGGCGAAACUCCGGGCGGGCCUGUGCAAGGAGAGAGACGCCGAGCUACAGCAACUUCCCAACCAGGGGAAAGUGAUAGAAGCGGUAGCAGCGGACCCAGCCAGCAGCCACUUCAUGACGACUGGGGACUACAUGACGUUCGCAGCAUGGCGGUUCAUCCACAAAGCAAGACUGAACCAACUACCUCUGAACGGCGCCCAGCCUUGGAACACGAACGCCGACAAAAGAUGUCGUCGAUGUGGCUACGCAUCUGAAUCACUCCCACAUGUACUAUGCCACUGCAUGGAGAAGAGCGCGGCCUACACGGAAAGGCACAACAAGAUCGUGGAGAGGGUGAAGUCAGCGGCACAGAUGCGGUACUCCAUCAUUAGCGAAAACAGGCCAGUAGGCGACACCAACCUCCGACCAGAUCUGGUGCUGUCCAGGGGAGAAGAGGCUAUCAUAGUUGACGUGACGAUACCUUUCGAUAACCGCCUGGAAGCCUUCAAAGCAGCCAGGGAAGAGAAGGAGCGAAAGUACGAAGCAGUACGACAGCAUCUGCUCCGGAUGUUCAACCGCGUCCGCACGGAGGCCAUCAUCGUCGGUGCACUGGGAAGCUGGGACCCACAAAACGACCGCCUUCUCAAGCGAAUAUGCACCAAGGCGUAUCUAAAAACGAUGAAGAAACUAUCGGUGAGCGACAUAAUACGCGCAUCAAGGGACAUAUACGUGUCGCAUGUAACUAGGAGCACAUAA
Molecule: messenger RNA, 1218 nt
Organism: Ornithodoros turicata
Lineage: Eukaryota; Metazoa; Arthropoda; Arachnida; Ixodida; Argasidae
Exons: 1
Coding region: 1-1218 (405 amino acids)
Source: RefSeq, a predicted model, not a curated record